ACUCAUGCACCAGGAAGUAAUUUCUAUCACCAUGGCCGAUUGUCCGACGAUAUACUAUCUGAUGCAGGAUGGCAUUGCACUUUUUGUUUUCGUUAUAUUUCGGAUUUUAAAUUUAAAAUGACAUCCUACUCACAUAAUGAUAGAGUAACUAACCAAGAUCUAUUAGAUGAUAAUGCUAUUCAAGAUAAGAUUUGUGAAGGUAAAAAUAUUUUUGGAAUGUUCCCUGAGGCAUACUCAUUUAAGGAUUUAAUUAGUAAACUAGGAAAUAUUCCGAAAAGCAAUUCGUUGGUUGGGUUGCCUAAAUAUUUGUUAGAAAAUAAUGAUAAAUUUCCUUUUUUGUUACCAGGAGGAUGUAUACGUGAAUCUGGAGGAUA
Messenger RNA from Racocetra fulgida, 374 nucleotides. The record is from the annotation of a GenBank genome assembly. Lineage: Eukaryota; Fungi; Glomeromycota; Glomeromycetes; Diversisporales; Gigasporaceae.